Molecule: messenger RNA, 141 nt
Organism: Haemonchus placei
Lineage: Eukaryota; Metazoa; Nematoda; Chromadorea; Rhabditida; Trichostrongylidae
Source: the annotation of a GenBank genome assembly
ACCAGCAGAAGUGGCUCUGGAAGUGGACUGUUUCCUCCUCGUACCAUCGUUCGUCGUACGGAUUCAGCAAACGAGACAGACCAACGUCGGAAACGACUUCGUCGCAGAACCAUGAUUUACGGCCUUCUGUCAUGCGAAUGA